This is a messenger RNA of Equus caballus (horse), 602 nucleotides long. RefSeq names its product FXYD domain containing ion transport regulator 2 (gene FXYD2). Gene Ontology annotation, biological process: regulation of sodium ion transmembrane transporter activity; monoatomic ion transport. The record is from RefSeq and is a predicted model, not a curated record. NCBI's taxonomy places the organism in Eukaryota, Metazoa, Chordata, Mammalia, Perissodactyla, Equidae. Gene Ontology annotation, cellular component: membrane. Gene Ontology annotation, molecular function: sodium channel regulator activity.
CACAGCAGGAGACAGGAGCCAGCGCUCCUUGGGGUUCAGGACCUCUGGGCAGCACAGAUGGGGCCUGGGAGCCGCCACCUUCCCUGCAGAGCGGCCAUAAUGCCAUGCAGCUGAGGAGCGACCUGGGCCAGGAAUCAGAACUUUCUAGGGGCUUCUGUCUUCUUUCCAGCUGCGAGCCAACGCCAGGAGGGACACAGCCAGCAGCUCCCGCCAUGGACAGGUGGUACCUGGGUGGCAGCCCCAAGGGGGACGUGGACCCAUUCUACUACGACUAUGAGACUGUCCGCAAUGGGGGUCUGAUCUUCGCUGCCCUGGCCUUCCUCGUGGGGCUUCUCAUCCUCCUCGGCAAAAGACUCCGCUGCGGAGCCAAGAAGCAGCACCGGCAAGUCAACGAAGAUGAGCUGUGAUGACAGAGGCAGCUGUGCCCACUAUUGCACCAGGGCAGUCGGGAAGCUUCCCCGAGCUGGAGACCUUUGUCCGGGCACUGCUGGGCCCUCAGGCUGAAGGAAGCACCAGGCUCCACGUGACCCUAGAUGGGCACCGUCCUCUCCCACCCCGUGCCACCUCGUGCUAAUAAUAAAGCCAGCCUGGCUCCUUCUGUG